Molecule: messenger RNA, 2086 nt
Organism: Cololabis saira (Pacific saury)
Lineage: Eukaryota; Metazoa; Chordata; Actinopteri; Beloniformes; Belonidae
Product: zinc finger and BTB domain-containing protein 24-like
Exons: 5
Coding region: 136-2085 (649 amino acids)
Biological process (GO): regulation of immune system process; negative regulation of transcription by RNA polymerase II; regulation of cytokine production
Source: RefSeq, a predicted model, not a curated record
CAGCUCCGUUCUCCACGAUGGGGGGGGUCUGGAUGUUGAACUUCUCUGUGGUUUCCCCAGGACCCCCUGACGGCUGAAGAGCCGACCGGAGGGGACCAGGAGGUCGUCGUGAUCAAAGAGGACCAAGACGAAGGGAUGGACGACCUCGCUACUGACGAGCUGUUGCUGGACGGCGACCCGCUGGACCUCGAACCGGCGGAACCGCUGGGAGGGAAAAGGUUUCAAGCGAAGGAGGAGGAGGACGAGAGCGAGGAGGGGCCCUCUGGGAUGAAGGUGUCGGACAGCGACGCCCACUCCUGGGACCGCCACGGUACCGGGCCGGCGGAGAGACUGGGGUCCUACAGCGCGCCGGGUUCCCCGGGCCCAACCGGAGCGUCGGAAAUCGUGUACGACCUCGCCGCGGAGCUAGACUGCGGCGCCCGGAGACGGUUCCUGCUCCGGUCGGGAGGAAGUCCCGCCUCGCUUCCCGGGACCUCGGAACCGUACCAGGGCUCGGCCCAGACCUGCUCGCUCCCCUACGACGGCGAGCUGGACCCGGGCCCCUCGUGGACCGGUAUGUCCGGCGGCCAGCGGCCGGCGCUGCUCGCCCUCGGCCGGCCGCGCCUGGACUCCCUGGACCUGAACCGGUACUGCCGGGACCGGCGCUUCGCCUGCAGCUACUGCGGGAAGUGCUUCACGUCGUCGCGGAGCCUGGAGACGCACGUGCGCGUACACACGGGCGAGCGGCCCUACAGCUGCGCCCAGUGCGGGAAGCGCUUCACGCAGUCGGGGCACCUGAAGACGCACCAGAGCGUCCACACGGGCGAGCGGCCCUUCGCCUGCCAGCGCUGCGGCAAGAGGUUCGCCGGGAAGCAGAACCUCCGGAUCCACCUGCAGAAGCACCACAGCGAGCAGGGGGGGGUCUCCAACCUCCUCUGGUCUGGUUCUGGUUCUGGUUCUGGUAGCGGGAUGUCGGUGCCCAGCAGCAGCGCGGCUCUGCAGCAGCAGCUGUCCGGCAUCAUGGCGGCGCUGAGCGAGGCGGCGGUGCUGCAGAUCUGCGAGGCGGUGCAGGCCGGAUACGCCGCGCUGCGGAUGGAGAUCUGCCGGAGUCAACAGGAGAACCAGGACCUGAGGAAGAAGCUGCACCUCAUCGAGUCCAUCGUGGGCCGGAGCGGGGGGGCGCAGGCGGUAGAGGAGGCCCGGGGGGCCGGGGAGGACCGGGCAGCCCCUGGACCGGACCAGGACCAGGACCAGGACCAGGUUCUGGACGUGGUUCUGAUCAAAGACGAGGACUCCGACAGCAGCGACGCCACUGAGGACGCUGCCGGGUCGGCGGACGGCGCCGCGGCGACCACCGUCAGCCGGCGGAGGAGGAGACGUAGCCGUGGAAACGAAGACGGCGAGAGGUCGUCGUCCUCCGAGCAGCCGGCCGUGACGCUGUCCGCCGCCGCGGCGCAGAACACGUUGACCAUCUACAUGCUGGACCCGCCCGGCGCCGAGGACGUCCAGAUGGUCCGGGACGUCUCCCCGGGGCCCUCCGGCGCCGGCCGGCCCCCGUACUUCAGCGGUGGCGCCCCGGCGGAGGCCCGGUCUCCGCCGGACACGGACCCGGACCUGGACUCCCCCUGGACGCGGCAGCCCGGAGCUCCGGCCAACCCGGGCUUCUCCCGGUUCCUGCAGACCCAGAUGGACGACGACGGCGACGCCUUCGGGCUGAAGCUGGUCAGCGUCUCCGGCGCCGCCGCCGGCUUCGAGGACGACGGCAGCGGCGGCAGCGCGGUAAACUUCGGGCUCUACGGUGAGGUGCCGGCCGGGUCGCAGCCGGCCGGCACCGCCGCCGCCCACAGAAAGCGCUUCAUCUGCCCCGUCUGCAACAAGGCCUACGCCAACGCGCAGACCCUGGAGGUGCAUCUGCGCAUCCACACGGGCGAGCGGCCCUUCAGCUGCAACCAGUGCGGCAAGAAGUUCACGCAGUCGGCGCACCUGAAGUCGCACCUGAACAUCCACACGGGCGCGCGGCCGUACACCUGCAGCCUCUGCGACAAGAGCUUCGUCAUAAAGUACAGUCUGACGCUGCACAUGAGGAAGCAGCACGCCAACGCCUGAG